GCUGCCAUUUCGAUGGGUUGUUGUUGUGCUGGUGCCAUGGUUACUGUGUUCCUCUGUGUGAAUCCUGUGUUGCUGACAGAGCUGUGGUCUCUAGUCUGGGUGCUGAGAGAGUGUCCAGAGAAAUAAAUAAAGAGAAAGGAUUUGAAAAAGUUCCUCAAAACGCUACAUUGGUGUCAGAGCGGGAUUCGGAACGAAACCCAUGAGCGUCAAGCAGGAGCGGUUAGGAGAGGGAGGUGGACCAGUGGAUCCGCUACAACCCCCACCCAUCCCAGACUCGGUGGGAUGGCGGACUGGAAGACCUCCUCGGUGGGCUGGAGGAUCAAGGCUGGUACAUUGCAUGCGGGGAAUUCAGGCACAAGGUUGAAGAGGAGGUACUGCCUGCCCGAAAGCAGAGGAGGGGCGGCCGUUCCCAGAGGCAAGCAAGGGAGCCGGUGCCGUCUCCAGUGUUGGAGAGGGGGGUGCUGCCCGCCCGAGUGCCGGAGAGAGAGGUGCUGCCGCCGCUGGAAUACCCAGGGAAGGACAGCUGGAAGACUAACGGAGCGCUUGGGAAGCUGCGUCUGCGGAAAGCAUUGGCACUAUGUAGUGUACUGCCCUCACCUGAUGGAGGAGCAGCAGCUGGAGAUCCUCAAGCUUUGGUCAGCACUAGUCGCAAGAUGGGGAGCCACAGCAGCAGCAGCAGCAGCAGCUCCGUCAGUGUGCCCCCCCAUGAGGACAGCCCUGGAGCUGCAGCCAGCGAGGAUGGGGAGGCCGGUGCUGGAGCACUACCAUGCGGCCCUCAUCUACUCCCUGCUUGGUGUCUGCCUCAGUGUCCUGCUCUGCACCCUGUCCCUGGCUGUGUUCAUGAUGCUGAGGAAGAGGGGGGAGCUGUGCCCCAGGAAAAAGGCCAGUGGGCACACCCCUGCCUCCUCCAAAGCUUGUUUAAUGGAAUCCGGCAGUCUGCAAGGGAGUCUGAGUGGAAGAGGAACCCCUGAGACUGUGGGGACCUGCAGCUACUGCUUCCCUGAGCUGGCAGGGACUGAGACAGCAGCGCAGACACACAGACACACUGGACUGGCAGCGAUGGAGACAGCAGCGCAGACACACAGACACACCGGACUGGCAGCAAUGGAGACAGCAGCGCAGACACACAGACACACCGGACUGGCAGCAAUGGAGACAGCAGCGCAGACACACAGACACACCGGACUGGCAGCAAUGGAGACAGCAGCGCAGACACACAGACACACCGGACUGGCAGCAAUGGAGACAGCAGCGCAGACACACAGACACACCGGACUGGCAGCGAUGGAGACAGCAGCGCAGACACACAGACACACCGGACUGGCAGCGAUGGAGACAGCAGCGCAGACACACAGACACACCGGACUGGCAGCGAUGGAGACAGCAGCGCAGACACACAGACACACCGGACUGGCAGCAAUGGAGACAGCAGCGCAGACACACAGACACACCGGACUGGCAGCGAUGGAGACAGCACCACAGACACAGAAACACACCGGACUGGCAGCGAUGGAGACAGCACCACAGACACAGAGACACACCGGACUGGCAGCGAUGGAGACAGCACCGCAGACACACAGACACACCGGACUGGCAGCGAUGGAGACAGCACCACAGACACAGAGACACACCGGACUGGCAGCGAUGGAGACAGCACCACAGACACAGAGACACACCGGACUGGCAGCGAUGGAGACAGCACCACAGACACACAGACACACUGGACUGGCAGCGAUGGAGACAGCAGCGCAGACACACAGACACACCGGACUGGCAGCGAUGGAGACAGCACCGCAGACACACAGACACACCGGACUGGCAGCGAUGGAGACAGCACCACAGACACACAGACACACUGGACUGGCAGCGAUGGAGACAGCACCGCAGACACACAGACACACCGGACUGGCAGCGAUGGAGACAGCACCACAGACACAGAGACACACCGGACUGGCAGCGAUGGAGACAGCACCACAGACACAGAGACACACCGCAUUGCUCUACAAGCAGGCUGCAGCCACCACGGUUUCAUCCAUGUAUGGCAGCGACAGAGCACUUAAUAUUAUUUGUUCCCCGACACAACCUACCACAUAAGAAAGCAACAGCUAAACAUUGCACUAAAGGGGGUUUAAUAUGAUAACACUGGGGCACAUCUCAGGGUUUUUAAAACUUUGAGUCUUCAGUUUUUACUGUGAGCUUAGUACAUACCAACAAAAUAAUUCCAGUAAAGCUUACCAGAUAUGUGUAGCCUUUGUUUCUUAGAUCUUGCAUGUUCCUAUUUGAAAGAUGUACACAUUAUGGUACAGGAUGAUUUGUUUCUACCAUGAACAGCUAUAGCCAAAACUUUUGCAUCACCUAGAAUUUUAGGAUUCUGACAAUUAAAAAAAAAAAAAAAAAAAAAAAAAAAAAUUAUAUGAACAUGAUUUAGAUAUUGUAUUUAACAAAAUAAUAGUAGUGCAGUAUUUCAUGUUAGAUUUCGAAAUGUCACAUUUUGAAAUUGUCAGUUUUUUGUUAAGUAUAUGGAAAACAACAAAGUGGUAUGUAAUUCAAUAUGUUAAAGUAAAAAUAUAGAACAGGUUUAAUUUGACUUUAUGAAGCAAAAUGUGUUCAUUCUGUAGGGCAAUGCAAAACCUGUGGCCAUAGCUGUACAUAAACUGGAUCACACCCUACACAAACUCAGAUUUAUCUGCGUGUAAAUCCUGGAGAGGUUCAAACGGCAGUGCAAUGGUGCCAGAUUUCUGUCCCGGUUUAAGGGACACUGAAAGAUAUUUAGUUUGGUUCAUUUCUUCACCAUGAAAAAAGAAAAGGAUUCAUUUUGUAGACAGAACUCCCUUCUUUCAUAUUGCACAGGACCAGACUACCUCCUCCACCCGACUGCUCCUUUUGGGCGGGGAAAAAGCACUUGACCUGCUUGUCCAUUUCUCAAACUGAAGUGUUGGUAGCUAACAACAUUGUUUAAAAUCUUUUUCACUAUUCAUGUGUCUCAGAUGUGCAGUUUUACAAAACAUUACAAUGAUAUGUAGUAAUUGUAAAACAGCAUAUCUGGUACAUUGAGGCUUGGUGGUCCAGUGGUUAAAGAAAAGGGCUUGUUACCAGGAGUUUCCAAGGUCAAUCCCCAAGUCACUUAACCUCCUUGUGUUCUGUCCUUUGGAUGAGAUGUAAAACUGAGGUCCUAUUGUAAGUAACUCUGCAGCAGCAGUUGUGAUGCAUAGUUCACUCCCAGGUCUCUGUAAGUCGCGUUGGAUAAAAGCGUAUGCUAAAUAAUAAUACUAAAAAAAUUAAAAUAAAUCUUUGUUUUGUAAGCCUGGAUGUUGAAUUGAGCUGGGCCUUUUUUCCUGUCAAUAACCAAGCUGCUUCCCCUCAACUGACAUGAUUUCAGCCAGCAACAUUACCCAGAAGACACUGCUGAGGUGACAUGAUGUAGUCAAGCAGUAUCAGACUUCUUGUGAAUAAGGCAUAGAAACUGAUCUAGUGAAGUGCAGUACCAGAUAAUAUGAUUUAAAAAUCGAAAUACAUGAUUGUUAUAUGUGUUUCUUUCAAAACUGCACAUUUGAGACUAGUGUAGCAGUGUGAAGUGCACAAUGUUGAGAUUAAUGGAAUUAUUUUAUUACCUACAAUGAGUAAAAGGAUAUUCUUAUAAUCAAAGAUGGUAGCUGCCAUAACGGUUUACAAUUCUUUUUUUAAAUGAAUUAUUUCUUAUUGCUGUGUUAUUUGCUAAACUGAUUUAAAAGUAAUGUAUUUUAAUAUUGUUAUUUUAUUUACUGUUUUAUAUUGAAUUAAGUUUUAAACUUCAGUGAUUGUAAUAUAAUGUUUAUUAUUUAAGUAAUUUAUUUACAAUAACUUGAGAAAACCUGCACUUAGUUUAAGUUGGAAAAAAAUAAAACCUGACUACUGUAUGUAAUGUAGUUUAAAUAUAAUGUAUUGCAUGCAAUAAACUUC
This is a messenger RNA of Acipenser ruthenus (sterlet), 3939 nucleotides long. RefSeq lists its product as uncharacterized. Lineage: Eukaryota; Metazoa; Chordata; Actinopteri; Acipenseriformes; Acipenseridae. Gene Ontology annotation, cellular component: plasma membrane. The transcript is spliced from 3 exons. The record is from RefSeq and is a predicted model, not a curated record. The coding region runs from base 283 to 2094 and encodes 603 amino acids.